Molecule: messenger RNA, 1067 nt
Organism: Cydia amplana
Lineage: Eukaryota; Metazoa; Arthropoda; Insecta; Lepidoptera; Tortricidae
Product: 27 kDa hemolymph protein-like
Exons: 7
Coding region: 117-1046 (309 amino acids)
Source: RefSeq, a predicted model, not a curated record
AAUGUGUGGUUGAUGGUACGUAAGUACGUAUAUAAGGUGCCCUCGGGAGCAGAUUCUUUAGUAUCUCUGCCACUGCGAAGCCGCAUAAAACGUACUCGAAUAUUUGGAGCUAUAAAAUGUUGUGGAAGCUUUUCUGCGUUGCUACACUAGCUGUAGGUGUGUUCGGACGCACGACGUUCGAUGGUGUUUCCAACCACUACAACUACGACCCAUAUGACGAGUACAGUGAAAUACUCGCCACAGAAUAUUGUAAGGCCAGUCAUGCUGAACAAAAGAUCCCAGAAGUUAAGACUUCCAUAAAAACUUUCGCAAGCUGUUUGCUCGGCUUGUUUGAUACCUCAACUAUUACCGCCGAAAUUGAGGUGGCACAGGCUAAUGGAUCUUAUGACACAUUAAUCAGGAAGUACUGUACUAAAGCACCACAGCUGAAGGAAUGUGCUCGCGGCCUGGUUGAGGGCAUGUCUCCAUGCCUGCCGGUCGAAACUACUGCCACGGGGCUAAGGAGCACCAACACCCUUAUCGACUUCGUUUGCGACAACGAUGGCGCGAGGGUUUCCUCUUUCGUUAAGGAAGGCGGCCCUCAGUGCAUUAAAGAGAACCAACUUGAUAUGGCAUUGUGCCAGCAAGCCAUGAAAUCCAACGUCACUAAACUUAUGGACACACAUGGAGGUGGAGUGGCCGGUUCACUGGCAAUCUCUGAAAAGGAGAGGUGUACUAUCACGGACGAGGGUUUGAUGUGUCUGGUGAACGUGCUGAAGGGCUGCUCAAACCCCACCCCCGGGAGAUUGGGUCAGGAGUUCCACGAUGUCUACAUGGACAGCAUGUCCUGCUCUGAGGUAACACAAGGGCAUCAAACAGAAGUUGUAGUAGGGAAAGUAGAUGUUGUUCAGACGUUAUCGGGUCCAGUAACAAGUGAGGACGUGGAGCAACUGAAGAAGAAGAAGCUGGAAUUAGAAGUACGAAUUGCAGAACUAGAGAUGUGGAACAGAGAGAACGAACUGAACGUACAACACACUGUCCUCACUUCGGACAUAAAGAGGAAUUAAAGCUAUAGCUUAUACAUAUAC